Molecule: messenger RNA, 1715 nt
Organism: Pelagomonas calceolata
Lineage: Eukaryota; Pelagophyceae; Pelagomonadales; Pelagomonadaceae
Source: the annotation of a GenBank genome assembly
GCUUGGGCAAAAAAAAAUCGGCUGCAGCGCACGGCAGUGCAACGAACGAUAUACGAGGAAAGACAGAUUCUCUAUAGAUCGCUAAUCGCAGCGCCAAUUUAAACGAGCAGUUCUACCUGCUCUCAAAGCACAGCACCAGACCUGCAGAGGCCGACGGCAGCGAGCUGCAAAAAUGAACAACGUCAAAGCCAUCCUCCUGGCCCUGCUGGGUGCAUGGUUAUUAAUAGGCACGCGCUUCGCCCAGCACCACCACUUGACCGCGGAGGAGUUGGAAAGAGACGCCGAAAAAGCACUCGAAUUCGAGCGGCGCGAGUGGAUUGCUGGCGAGAAGUUCGUCGAGCACGAGUGGUCCAUUGUGGAGGGCGCGGUGGAGCGGGAAGCCAGACUGGGCGCCGAGGCGGCGAAGCGCGUCCUCGAGCGCUUCGAGGCGCCGGAAGCCAAGCGUCUGCAGGAGCGCUUCGAGGCGCCGCCGCCGCCAGUCCCGACCGAACUGACCCACGACCGCUGGCGUAGGGUAGGAAGGCCACCGAUCAAACUGCCCGACGGCCCCUUCGUGAAAGAAAAUGACGCCUUACAUGGAGACGUGACGACGCACUGGCGGGAGAACCCGGAUUUUCGGGCACGGGUUGAGCGGUCCCGCGACAAAACCGUUUCUGAGCCGGGCUGCGACUGGCGCCAGUGCUUCGACGACCGGAAGAAGGCCAAGUGCCUGCAUUUCUGUCGGGAGGAUGCGAGACAUGGUGACGAGGCGCCCUCUACCUAUGUACCGGACCCCGCUGCUAUCAGAAAGCGGUGGCUCGCGGAACGCCAAACGACGUGGCCUGCAUUACCGAAGGAGCUCUGCGAACCAUACACGGUGCAGGGCGCCAAAGGACCGGAUACCAAUAAACGAUUGCUCGACGAAGCUCCAAUCAAAGCAUCACCGUUUGUGGAAAGAAAAGGCCCGCGACUCCUCUGCGUCAUGUACACGACAGCAGAAUCACAUGCGACGCACGUCCGAGCCGCGGUCGAGACGUGGGCGCCCGGGUGCGACGGGUUCGUCGCGUUCAGUACCGAACAUGACCCGUCACUCAACGCCGUCAAGAUCGACCAUGCGGGAGAAGAGGCCUACAUGAACAUGUGGCAGAAGCUGCGGAGCAUCUGGGCUUAUGUACAUGAACAUUACUCAACAGAUUACGACUUUUACUUCGCCGGCGGCGAAGAUCUCUAUGUCCUGCCACAGAAUUUGAGGGAUUUCCUGACGGGAAGGGAUCCGUCUUCGCCUCAAUUACUGGGGAGGAGGUUUCGAGAUUAUGGAAGGAAUCUGUUCAAUUCCGGUGGCGCUGGGUACGUGUUGUCGAGGGGCGCUUUGUCCGCAUAUGCGAAACACAAGGACGAUGCCGUGUGCAUGCCUUCCCUGAAGACGCCGACCGAAGAUGUUCAGAUCGCGAAAUGUUUGAAGAACACCGUUGGUAUCGAGCCUGAGGAUACGCGGGAUAGUGAGGGCAGGGAACGGUUCCACCCCUUCGCCCCUGGGCACAUGUUGACGAUCAAGCCCCCAGCACAAGGCCAGCCGCGCGACUGGUUUUAUGAUUACACGAAGGAGUGGCCGCCGCUACCGGGCGCCGAGUGCUGCUCCUCCGGCAGCGUCUCUUUUCAUUAUUUAAAGAAGCCGGCGAUGGUGCGGCACGUGCACGCGGUCCUCUAUGACUGUCCUAGUAAAUUGUGAGUUUUAU